Molecule: messenger RNA, 4680 nt
Organism: Cylas formicarius (sweet potato weevil)
Lineage: Eukaryota; Metazoa; Arthropoda; Insecta; Coleoptera; Brentidae
Gene: ftz-f1
Product: nuclear hormone receptor FTZ-F1
Exons: 5
Coding region: 396-2261 (621 amino acids)
Biological process (GO): regulation of transcription by RNA polymerase II; tissue development; hormone-mediated signaling pathway
Cellular component (GO): RNA polymerase II transcription regulator complex
Molecular function (GO): nuclear receptor activity; zinc ion binding; RNA polymerase II cis-regulatory region sequence-specific DNA binding
Source: RefSeq, a predicted model, not a curated record
GUCACCGAUAGUAUGCGAGAUGGUGUUGUGUAAGUCUGUACGUAUGACUUCACAGCAGUAACAUAGACCUGGUUCAAUGGAAAGUGGGUCACUCACUUUCACUUGUUAUUGCACGGCCCGGCCGUAAUCAUUUCGCGUCGUACCCCCUCGCGAGUCGGUCAGUACGAAGGGGUCGCCCGUGCGCUCAGUCCAGUGUCGGUACCGUCCGGAUAAGCAGCGUCGCGCGUGAACACAUUUUUUUGGAUACCCCACCCCCGCCCGUUUCGUCGCAUGGAUUUAAGGGACGCGAGUGUCGAGACCUUCGGACCGGCGUCGUCGUCGCCCGUACCACUACCCUCGGUCAUGUUCGCGUGGUGCAGGUGACGCAAAAAACUACCGGGAACGUCCAGCGAGAAAUGUUACUGGACAUGGAGAACCAAUCCACUUUGUUGUCGUUAAACAUGUCCCCGUUCAACCCAGGCCAGGGCGACUCGCCUGCCGCCCAAGCGUCCAGUCCCUUGUCCCAUUACGGUUCACCGCCCAUAUCGACCCCGUACGCUAGUUGUCAACAGACGACGAUGGGCGGCGGCGGCAUGCCGCCCCAUCCGAACAUGAUGAUGUCGUCCCCUAACAUGGGCAACCUGGACUCGUCUUACUCUUAUUUGUUUUCUUCAGGGACGGGCGCGAUCUCCGGUAUAGAUAUGGGCGCCGCGUACCAGAUCGCCGGUCCCAACGGCGGGACGACCAUCGGUGGAGGCGGCGGUGCCGGGGGCGGCGCCGCCGAAACCACCGACACCAAAUACGGGAUCGAGGAACUAUGUCCGGUAUGCGGUGAUAAAGUUUCCGGUUAUCAUUACGGUUUGCUGACGUGCGAAUCGUGCAAGGGAUUUUUCAAGAGGACCGUACAAAACAAAAAGGUGUACACGUGCGUCGCGGAACGGAGUUGUCACAUCGACAAGACGCAGCGGAAACGGUGCCCGUUUUGCCGCUUCCAGAAGUGCCUCGACGUCGGCAUGAAACUCGAGGCUGUACGCGCAGAUCGGAUGCGAGGCGGCAGAAACAAAUUCGGUCCGAUGUACAAGAGGGACAGGGCGCGGAAGUUGCAAAUAAUGCGGCAGCGGCAACUGGCCGCCCAGACAUUAAGGGCUGGUGGUUCUCUGGGCGCGGAAGGCAUUUACACUAACCAGCCGGGCACGUCGCCCUUCGCCAACAUCCACAUCAAGCAGGAAAUCCAAAUUCCCCAGGUGUCAUCGCUGACAUCGUCGCCGGAUUCGUCGCCGUCGCCCAUAGCGGUGGCGCUGGGUCAGGUCGGUUCCCAAAUGGUUCAGCAGGCGUCGAGUCAGCAACCUGCGUUGCAGAUCGUCGGGGUGCCGGGAAACGCGAACGGCACGAUGCCCACCGUAAUGAACGCCGACCAAAAGAUCUGGGGUCAGGCCAAUUCGACAACGACAUCGCCCCAUUCGCUCAGUCCCAAAGUGUUCCAAUUCGAGACUGUAGUGCCGAGCGGGAGCGUGUCCCAGAACAAAGUGUCGCCCCUGAUACGGGACUUCGUGCAGGCGAUAGACGACAGGGAGUGGCAGAACUCGUUGUACGGACUCUUGCAGAGCCAGACUUACAACCAGUGCGAAGUGGACUUGUUCGAGUUAAUGUGUAAAGUGUUGGACCAGAACUUGUUCUCGCAGGUCGAUUGGGCGAGGAACUCGAUAUUUUUUAAAGAUCUCAAGGUCGACGAUCAGAUGAAGCUGCUGCAGCACUCGUGGUCCGACAUGCUGGUGCUCGACCACAUCCACCAGCGGAUGCACAACAAUCUACCGGACGAGACCAUACUCCACAACGGUCAAAAAUUCGACCUGCUCAGUCUCGGUCUGCUGGGCGUGCCCAGCCUGGCCGAGCAUUUUAAUAAUAUUACGGCGAAACUGCAGGAAUUGAAAUUCGACGUCAGCGAUUACAUAUGCGUCAAGUUUAUGCUGUUGCUUAACCCAGGUAAUUCGCAUGAUGCGCAGCAAAAUGGGGAAUACCGUUGUUCCGUUGCAGAUGUCAGAGGCAUCACAAACAGGAAACACGUCCAGGAAGGGUACGAGCAAGUGCAACAAGCUUUGCUCGAAUAUACUGUCACGUGUUAUCCACAAGUGCAGGAUAAAUUCAGCAAGAUGCAGGCGAUCCUGCAGGAAAUCCACAACCUGGCGGUCAGAGGGGAGGAACACCUCUACUUGAAGCACUGCUCCGGGUCGGCGCCCACGCAGACGCUGCUGAUGGAGAUGCUCCACGCCAAACGGAAAUAACGGCCCCACGUGGCGAACCAGUCGUUACCAUAUCUGUGUGCAAUAGCGCUUAACGAUGUAUAUAGUACGCGUCAAAUCUCAUGCCGCUGACGGCACCUCUGGUCGCCGACAGGUCCCGCGGAUGGACGGGCAGCAGAAACGAUGCCUUCACACGAAGUACAAAGGCCCCCCCGCCCCUACUGGCACGGCAUGAUAUCCGUCAAAUGUUGUUCUUUGAGCGGCCACAGCAUCUCGGCUCAUAUAUUGAUAUAUGGUGAUGGUACCGUGUGGUAAUGCGAACUGUUCUGACAAUUCGACUUCGCUCUAUUAUUUUCAUUUUGCCACAGUACAAAAAUAAAACACCCAUCUCCCCAGCCUCCUCUAUUCGUCCACGAACUCGUCUCCUUCCGAAAACAUACAAACGCUUCUCGAAAGAGUCCUCUGUUAAACAGCACCUCAGCUUGUCGGACUUGUGGCAUGUCCACCAGAAAUGCAUGCGCUCAAGAGUUCCAUUGCUCAAUCCUUUCGAAUACGUCUGGCUUCGCGGCAACUACUGAUACCGCUAAGAGAACAGUUUUUAUUACUCCCAACCUUUUUUUGUUACCGCAACCGGUGCCCAUCCGUUUUGUGUUCUUUAUAUAUUUUUGUCUAUAGCGAUACACAUUCCAUAAUGUAUUCCCCGUGGGAUAAAAGGGCAUCAGAGACUUUUUUUGUAAGGUUAGCUCGCGCGCAUCAGUUUUCCCGUGCGCGAUUGUUUUUUGUUUCGUUAUUUUUUUUCCUAGGGUAGCUUAACAAUUUUUCUUGGUGACGGACUAACAACUCGUAACUGUAUUUGUAAUUAUAAUGUUUAUAUAUGAUUUUUUUUCUGUAUAGGUUAAGUUUUUGAUUAAAGUAUAUUGCAUAUGUUAUAUAUUAUAUAUUCGUGUUGAGGUUAGUAUAAGAGCGAGUACUGUGGUCCAUUGUUUUUCUGUUUCCUUCUCUUACGAACGAGUUAAACAGUCGUCGCCGGUCGCCUCUUUGUUGGUUACUUUUAAGCAAACAAAUCCCUUUUGUUCGGUAACUGAAAGAUAUAUUUUUAUAUUAAAGAUAUAAGCGUUGGUUGAGCAUUGAAAUCGAACAUCGAAAUUGCUGUAGAAUUGUUCAAAGCCGUACAUGUGCCGCUAUAAGGCGGGUCGAAAAAAAUGAACGUUAUUUUUGUCCUUAAACACAGAACAUUCGUUUUCGGUCCACCUUAUAAAAGCUAUAUUUUAAUGUUUAUAAAAUUGUGAUAUGUAACUCGGAUGUUAAUAACGACAUGUUGGCGUGCAUAUUUCAGGAUAGAGAGUUUAAAACUUGUUAUAUUCUUCAAAAAAAAAUGUACAUAACUGUGGCUUUUUAGUGAGAUACAACAGAUGCAUAUAUAUAUACAUACCUAUAUAUAUUUUAAAGUGAGAUUUCUUUAUUUUUUCAUACCGUCUAACUGUGAUAAAAAUUGCAUAAUUAAAUUUAAGCAGAAAGUUAUUUACGACACAUCACAGAGGAAGCUAUUUUUUUGACCAUCACGACUAUUUAUUUGUUUGUAGGCUCUCGGUCGAAGUGAUUUAUAAUGUAUUCGUCUAAAAAAUAAUGGUGCUUAGCUAUUCGUUUUUAUGGAUGUCGAGUCCAGUUGGGCGAAAAAUGCAGACGAAUUUUACAAAUAAAUAGGCUUUUGUCCGAAGAAAUUUACCGGCAGCGCGACGAUCAAAACUUUUAGUUUUAUUUAUUGGAACGUAUUUUUUUACGGCACGGAUAAAAGCUGGAUAAUAUUUUUGCUAGUGCAUUUUUCGGUUCAAUCGGCUCUAGACAGGUCACAGCAAACUUGUAUCACAAUUUUAUAGUUUUAACGUACUAUACCGUUUAGUUUCUAGUAAUGCUUACGAUGUACGGUUCUUAACAUGUAAAUAUUUUAAUGAUUAUAUAUAUUAUAUAUAAUAUGUUGUUAAGUAGAUUGUUAACUGUUGAUAUGUUUGCAUAAAUGUACCGUGAACCGACCGACUUGUUACAGGCAAGUAAGAUUACGCGUUUAAUGUUAAAAGUAUUAACUUCUUCAAUCGACUCGAUUAAGUGUAUUUUUUAGUAUAUCGAACCAAGACCCAAAGUCGUUUACGAAUGCCAUGAGAUACCAUUAAUUUUCCUUUUUGUAUAAAACCGCUUCGAGAUAAUAUUAUAGCGUUAAUUUUCGUUAGUGUACAGGUUUCUUAUUUCAUUUUUAAUUUAGUACUUGCCUUACACUCGCGGAAGGCCCAGAGAGAGAGAGAGAGAGAGAGAGAGAGAGAGCUUAUUAUCAUGAAAAUAUACAUAUUUAUAUAUAAAUAUAUAUAUAUAUAAAAAAAUAUUACCAUUAUUUAAAGCAGUGUGAUUGAAAGGUUGUAAAUAUAAUUUAUGUGGAUCAAAGUGAAGUUUGUAGAAUAAAGUCACCGCC